Messenger RNA from Ziziphus jujuba (common jujube), 950 nucleotides. RefSeq lists its product as uncharacterized. NCBI's taxonomy places the organism in Eukaryota, Viridiplantae, Streptophyta, Magnoliopsida, Rosales, Rhamnaceae. Bases 128 to 730 code for a protein of 200 amino acids. The record is from RefSeq and is a predicted model, not a curated record. The transcript has 2 exons.
AAAAUAUCCUCUCAAUCUCAGAAUAAAAAAACGAGGUGGAAUUAUCUACACGAGUUUUGUAUAUAUGUUUUUUUCUCUGCCUUAAAAAAUCAAUUGCAUUUUAUCUACAAGAUCCAACAACUCCAAUAUGAGCAUCUUCUAUCAUGAAGAGUCACCAAUUCCAUCCAAGCGAUGCAAAUUUCUUGCAGCAUGUUUGAAGGAUGUAUUUUCCAACUGCCACACCUUUGGAAAUCGGGUUUCUACUUCAAUCCCUGACGAGGACCUUCCACCUAGUGACUUCGAUGAUGAACAGGAAGUGGUUGUUUCAGCAAUUAGAAGCCGUGCAAUGGAGAAGUUAAGAAAGAAGCCAAACAAUUUGACGGACAGCUUUUCGUGGAUUUACUCUCCGAUAACAAGAGAAUUGUACAUAACCCCAAAAGGAGUUGAGCAAAAAGAAGAUGAUGGAGGAGAAGAGUUCGUGUCUGUUAAAAGCUGCUUCUCUUGCUCAUGUUGUUCAAGUGCUGCAAGCAGGGAUGCAUUUCUUUCUGUUAAGACAAGCUUUUCUCGUACUCCAAGCCUCAAUGGGCUUGAGUUUAUAGAUUUCCAGAGGCGUUCGAUAAUUCAAGAGUUGUGCCAUUGCGAAGGUUGGCCUUUUGGUCUCUGCCGUAAGGCUGUGUUGCUUCCUCCUCUGCCCAAGUCCCCUUCUGAAUCCUGGUCAUGGAGUAAAAGCACUAAAAUUAUUAGGAUUUAAUGUUUAAAUGUUCUUUUCUAUCUUUUAAAAUUUCCCCUCUUUUAGUAAUGAAUGCAAAACUAAACUGAAUAAGAACUGCAAUUAGUAGUGUUGUGUUCUUUCCUUAAUAGCAAAUAAAGAAGUGCAAUUAGACUUCUUUCCUCCCCUUUAUAGCAAAUUGUAAAAAGAGGAGCUAGAUUAAAAUGGAAUCCGGGUAAUUCUUUUCUUUUUUCUAGAGUAA